Messenger RNA from Candidula unifasciata, 2869 nucleotides. The record is from the annotation of a GenBank genome assembly. Lineage: Eukaryota; Metazoa; Mollusca; Gastropoda; Stylommatophora; Geomitridae.
CUAUGUGGCAGAACAAGGAGACAACAAGGCAGCAAUGCUCAACAAGCUCUUCUUUAUCCUGGAGGGAGUUCUGCCAUUCUUACAUGUGUUCUACACAGACUUCUACUCCUGUGACAGCAACGUCUACCCUCAUGAGGAGUCUGCAACUGAAAGUCUGGCUACAGCUCUCACUGGGCUGAUGGACCAACUUGGCACUGAGUUGAAGUCUCCGCUGUACCUGAAGAAUGCAGUCACUUGUGUCAGCACUGUGCUGUCUGUGUCAUCCUCAUCGUCAAAAAUCAUGGCUGAGAUUCUUGGAAAGCUGACAUCUGACAUGAAGUUCCUGGACAUGGUGACAGCUGUCCGACGAGGAAACAUGGAGUAUUAUACAGCAGAGAUGGAGUUAAAUGCCAAGUUCCAUAACUUCACCAGAAACUGUAGCCAGGUCCAAUGUGGCUACAACACAGUUACUGCCCAGCUCAAGAUAAAGUCACAGAGAGAAUACAUUUCUGACAGCAAUGAGGAGCUUCCCCUGGGUGAGGAGUUCCAGAAACUAGUCCGAUGUUUCAUUGAUUUUCAUGAACAGAAAAUAACCAAGAGAUAUGCUAGAGCUGGAAUUUUGCUAGAACAGCUGGCAAUUUCUGCGGUUCAGUGUAAGCUUCCACAACGCACCCUGCCAACCUCAGAACAACUGGAUGUCAGAUGUUUACAGAUCCUGAGAGCUUUAGUGCACAAUGAAGAGAGAAAGUUGCCUGAGGACUGGGCCAACCGCAUGUUGGAGUCGAAGAUUAGAAACCAAAUAAAUACAGUCAAAGAUGUACAGAGUGCACUCAACUCCCACAAUGCAAUUGUCAAGGUUCUGCCUCACCUGGCCAGACGGAGUGACAACAUUGCCAAGGAGGUUCUCGGAUUUAUCUGCCUCAUGCUCUUCAAUGCCAACAGAGACGUCCAGAAGUCCAUGUUAGAUUAUUUCCUGUCAACAAGAGAGGAAGUGUUUUUCCUGGCCGUUCGGGACCGGAUGCAGGUGUCAACAAAUGCCAUCAAAGAAAAGCGCAGCCUGCUAGCCCAGCACAAUGCCAGGAAAAAGGAAGCUCUCAGUACCAACGCAGUUUCCAGCAAAAAUCUGACUAUAGAGAAACAAGCUUUACAGCAAAUUCACUUGUUUGAGCAGAAGAUGAAGACAGAAAAACUGGCAGGAUGGAGAGCCUUGGCCCAAGCCAUGGAGUCCUCCGACAAACACAGACAGAGAUUUUCUUGGAGAAAGAAAACCGUCCGGGGUAAAGGCGAUAAGAGCAGAGCAGUGAACUCUACAGCAGAGAAAAGAUCCAAGCUUGUGAAUGGAACAAGUCGAGACACAAUAGCUCUGAUUGAAAACUCCAGGACUGAAGUGGAGAUGAAAGAGGUCCUUGUGAGUCCUGAGGACUUGCAAAAUAACUCAGUGACCCUUAGUGAAAUCAUGGAUGAAGGGGUCAAGGACAUGCUGAAGUACAAAGAUGAAGGUUACAUUGAACUGGUCCUGAAGUUGUUGGCCAGAAUCUGUGAUGGUCAACAUACUGGACUGCAAAACUAUUUACGAGAGCAACCUGACAACGUCAAGUCGUUCAACAUCAUCGGAGAGACGGCCCAGUUUAUGAACGUGGUCUACGCAACAAUCAACAGCGGCACCAUUGACCUGGUCAUUCAGUUGUUCAGUACCCUUAAUGAGUUUGUUUCUGGUAACCAGGAGAACCGGGUGGUUGUGUACGAUAUGAAGGUCAUCGAUUACAUUAACUUUAUUCUCCGAGCUGGGGAGAUUGGUGACUGUACCAUAGAGAAGGUGAUUGAGCUGCAGCAGAUGAUUGGCUCCCUGAUAAUCUCACUGACAGAAGAGAAUGGGCAGCAAGCUUCCCAGGUGGCAACGGAAGUUAAAGAUGCCCUGGACAAAGAGGCCAUGUAUCGAUGCCUGACCUCAUUCUACGAGCUACAUCAGACAGAUAAAAAAGAUCAGACACUGUCUCUCGGGUUUGGCGGAGGAUAUUUACAGUCAGCCAAAACGAUCGCCAUUUUUGGGAGGUCGAUAAUCCAGGGGGUGCUUAAAGGGAAGAAGAAGAGUGCCCUGAGGGAAAGUGUCAUCAAAGUGGGCUUCACCUUUUACCUGAUUCUGGCCCGAAUGAUUGACAUUGACCCACUGCUGGUGGAAAACCUGAAAUUGACACCGGAAAACAUAAAAGCAUUUGAGUACUACAGGAAAAACUGUCUAUCAAUUGAGAUCGUCAAAGAUGACAUUCUGCAGAAAGUCAACUUCAGAGUCAAGAAUAAGAGUGUACUACGAGAUGAGGUGAAAGAAAAACUCAAGUGGAACGUCGACCGAACGUCUCCCAGCAACAAAAUCCGAGACCUCAUGGGCUGGACCAGGGAUGUGAUGAGGGAUAUUUCCUACCAGAGGAAGAUUCUCGAUCACCCCAUCUCAAAGUUUUUCACAAAAGGAUGGCUCUUGUGGAACUACGGUGCCAUCGUCAUCAGUCUGGCUAUCAACAUCAUCAUGCUCGUCACAUGGAAUGCCAAGGCCGUCAUUGAGGACUGCGCCAAACUGGAGGGCAAUAAUGGUUCCCUCAUAUGUCCAGAACUAUAUGAUCCAAUACCAGUCAUCAGAAAGUUUGCAAUGCCCGAGUAUCAGAUCACCAUGUGGGUUUUAAGUGGAGUCCACAACUUGUUGUCGCUGUUCGUGCUCAUCACCUACUUCCUGUCUUACCAUCCUCGACUGCCCCGCUGGUCGGAGAUCACUGAAUGGUUUAGUCAGCUGUGUGGCAAAACCAACUCAGAUGAUGAAGAACAGGAGGUAGUGAAGCAAGAAGAGCCACCAUCGAAGCUGAACAGCAAAUUCUUCAGCUUCACAACAUUUUAUUAUUUG